UUAAUAAAUAUCAAACGAGAAUAAAUUUACUUUAGUAACGUUGAAGUGUAUGUUUAUUUUGCGCCAGUUUUUGUUUAUUGUGAAAUAAAAUUAGUUGUGCGCUGUGGUAACGACGGCAACGUAAAUAACGCAAACAAUACGAAAUUGUAAAGAAUAGUGGAAUAAAUAGGCGGAUAAAAGAUAAAUUUAGAAGAAAAACAAGAUACUAAAUGCGUAUCUGCUGCUAAGUGUGCGAGCGAGAACAAGCUAGCAAGUGAAGUGAGUGAGAGUUACGGAGUGCAGCAACAUUAUUGUAAAGCAGAAGAAGCAACGCCAACGCGCGCUCCCCUCUUCCAUUGCAUUUUGUACUAUUUGUGCUCGUGCUUAGUGUUGGUGGUGGUGCCUGUUACUCUUGAUACGUUUACGUUUUCAAUUGCAUUAAAAAAAUAGAAAAUUAGCUAAAUUAGCCAAAAAUAAGCUAAAUUGGCAACACUGCUUGUGCAACGGCGCUUGCAAUCAAAACAACAGCUGAUAUGCUCACAAAAUGAACAAUAAAGAGCGAGUAGUGGGAGGAGCGGCAAUGAGCCGGGAAUUUAAGCGCAAUUCAAACGCCUACGCAAGCUUGCCCACGCCAAAAACAGCUAAAGAGCAACGUAAGCAACAACAACAGCAGCAGCAGCAAGUGCAAAUUGCAUCAAGAGAGCCAGAGAGUUAUGGUCUCUCGAAUAGUUUGUCAAGCGAAUCAAUAAAGCAAGCCUGCGACUAUUACGACGACGAGCCAAGCGAUGAGGAUCUAAUUGAAAUACAGCAAACGCCGCACGGAUUCCACUCACCACCAAGUGCGCAAAGUUUGGGCUUCAAAAUGCCCGCAUUGCCAUUGGAUGAGGAAUGCGCUGCAUUCUGUGAACACAAUCCGGAGCCGCCGCUGAGCACGCCCAUUAAGCAAAGCACGGCGGAGUCACUGGUGGAUGAGGAAGCUUUCAAUGUGCUCAACGAGCUGGAUGCCAUUUUGGAUGUGCAUGGCAAUUGCAGCUCAUCGCUUAAUUCAAGCGCCACUUGCUCCGAUGAUGAUAAGCUCGAGCAUUAUUUAAUGGACUUGGACAAUUAUCUGGAGCAGCUAGACCAAGAUGAGCCACCACAAUCGCUGCUCUUUGCCGCACAGCUGCCACCAGCUGAUGCACGCACACGCACGUUGCCGCUAAGUGGCAAACGCAAGCAGCAGCCCCAAAGACAGCUGACUGAGGAGUCAGCAGCAGCAGCGACGUCAGCAUUAGAUGCCCAUGAGUUUCAGCGCGGUCAUCAAAUGCGCAAAACUUUCAGCUGCGGUCUGACGCCAACAACAGGUGCAAAAGGCGCUGCGGAAACUGAGGGCAGUGCAGCAGGCGAGGUAUGGCGACGACGUCAGUCGCUGCGACGUGCCUUGGGACAAGCUGAUGAGAAUACCAAAGAGAGCGGCGAGCAAGUGGAGCAGGCGCUGGAGCCACACAUGCUGCUGGUUAAUUUGCCCAGCGAGCGACACGCAACGCAAGAAAUGCGUCGCUGUUUAUCACAGGAGGCGCCACCGGGACGCGCGUUGCAAAUGCUAACCGAGGCGCAUAUCUUUGACAAUUUGCUGCAGAACGAGCAGCGCACAGCGCGCGCUGUUAGCGAGCAGCUGGAGCAGCGACCACGUCAGUAUGGUCGUCGUCUGGAGGGGCAUCCCACUAUGAGUCCAGUGCGUGGCAUUGUAUCGCCAACAAGCCGACCGCAGAGUGCGCCCGCAGCGCAGUCGACGCGACAACGUGAGCAGCUGGAGACGCCAACGCAUGCAAUGAUGUCCACGCUCUGCUCGGAGCUAAGUUCCACACGCUCCUCACGCAUACCCAGUCCGGUGUCCAUGGUGAGCAGCAACAGCAGCAGCAGCAGCAGCUCGGGCAGCGACAGCUUCACCGCCAGCCAAACGGCAGAGCAGCAGCAGCUGGAGCUGGCACAGAAUACGCAGACGACCAUGUGCAGCGCCGGCAGCAGCAGCGUUAGCAAUAGCAUUGCGCCGCUGGAGCCACAGCUGCAGCUGCUGCGUGAGAAAUGUGGCUUCAAUAGCUAUUGGCCGCAUGCCUGCAGUCGCAGCUUGGCGCUGCUUGGCUGCACUGUGGGCGUCUUUAAUCUUUGUCGCUUUGCCGUGCUCACCAUCAACUAUGGCGGCAACUUUCUGCUGCAAUUUCUUAUGCUCUCCAUACUCUUUGGUAUUCCUUUGUUUUGGCUGCAAAUGUGUUUGGGCGCCAAAAUCAAAGCGGGUCCCGUCUCCAUGUGGAAAAUAAGUCCCAUUUGCUGUGGCGUCGGCAUUGCGCUGGUUAUGGUGCAAUGCUUUCUAGCUAUCUAUUCAACGGUAUCGGUUGCCUGGAUCUUGGUUUACCUGCGCGACGUCUUCCCCACGCCCACACGCAGCGUUUACCGCUGGCAGGAGCUAGCCUUUCCCUAUCGCUAUGAUACCAACGAUACGGGCAAUCUGACGCACACUGUGGCCGAGUACUUCAAUGUCGUUGUGCUGCAGCGACUGCACAUGGCCAAGGAUAUGCAUCUGGCCAAGUCGAGUGGUGUGCGCUUCCAUGUUAACGAUCGCCAGCUGGCUUUCUACUUGGCCCUCAUCUGGGCAGCGGUGUUCUUGAUACUCUGCAAGGGUCUAAAGUCGCUGGGCAAGCUCGCAUUUCUCAUCAACACAUUGCCGCUGAUGGCGCUAAUUGCAGUCACUGGCAAAUUUGUGAGCGUGGUGGAUCCAGCAAGUCUUCAGAAUAUUUUUACCGACUUGGAUGACUUUCUGGUGAACUCGAAUACUUGGACGGCGGCUGCACAGGAGACAUUUCUCACCUGGGGACUGCUGGGUGCCUCUGUUAUAGCCAUAACAAGUCGUACGCAUGCAACGGCAGGCAAAACAACCUUAAGGCGAGAUGCUAUAUUAAUAGUGCUGCUAACAAUGUUGGCGCUGGCUGCAGUUGCGCUGCUGGCGAUUUGCUGUGCGCAAAUAUUGCGGCAUCAUGGCUAUAUCUAUGUGCCUGGAUCAUUUGAAUUUCCAGAGAGCUCUACUUCGGUGUAUUCGCUGCAGGCGCACACUAAUCCACAAUUGUUGUCCUAUCCACGCGCAUUGGUGCCACACUAUUCUUCCUUCAUAGGCGAAACCUAUAGACGCAAUAAGACGAUUAUACAUAUUGAAAGCGGAUUUCAGGCGCUGCGUUUUAUUACCGAACUUUUGCCUGCGGUGCUAUCGUUGGCCAGCGAUGUCAUCUCUUGGGUAUGGGCUGCUGUAGCCUUUGGCAUGUUUGCGUGCUUUGGUCUAGCGCAACUGUGCGUCAUGUGGAAACCCAUUUCCAGCGCCUUGGGCAACUCGACCAGCUCCGUGCUGCUAAGCUGCGUCACUGGACUGCUGCUGAGCAUACCCUUUGCCACAGAAAUGGGCAUUUCCAUAUUGUAUUAUGUGGACUUUUUGCUGGGCGGCGCUUGGUUUAUACCCAUUAUAUGGGCAGCGCAAAUCUUUGGCGUCUUUCUGAUACGCGGCCGUCCCUACAAUGGCGAUGAUUUGGUCAAUGAUCUGCGCAUGUGCGGCUCCAUGUCUGCGUUUCUGGCGUUAUCCUGGAAUGUGCUGCUGCCCAUAGGUCUGAUAACGCUCUCUGUGAUUGACUACAAGGCCUCGCUGUCAAAUCAGUUCUAUUAUUGGCGCGGCAAGAGCUAUUUUCUUUACUGGAGCCGCAAAAUGGGCAGCCUUAUACAAAUCGGCAUUGUCUUGAUUAUACCCGUAACGGCUAUAGUGCAAAUCUAUCGCUACUUAACGAGCGGUCCUGCAGACAUAUUGGAGCGCAUACAGCUGCUGUAUCGUCCGCCUGAGGAUGGUGAUGAGCUGCGUCGUCCGUCGGCGCGUCAAAGAUCUGCGCUUGGACGACGUAAUGCUACCACACAGCAGCAGGAACAAGUGCAGCAUGAGCUACAGAAUGAUGCACCGCCCAAGUAUACACCGCCGCCGUCCUAUACAACUGCCACGGGUGCCCGUUUGGCCAAACUUUUGCGUCAGAGCAUUCGACGCAGCGUGCGUCGUGUACUUGGCGCACGUCCCGUCUUAACACUUGAUGCCGAAUCACCCUCGAAUGCUGCGCCGCCUGAUUAUCUCACCAUACUGACCAAUCCCUCGGGCUCAAGUGUACACACCACUGACGUUGUUGAUAGCAGCAGUCCCGAGUCCAUUGAGAUUGAUCAGCGUCCAGUUGGUUACGCACAACGUUCACAGUCGCUUGGCCGCAAGCUGCAGCGUCCCGCCUCGGCCUCGAGCACGCCUACGCUGCAGCGUGGUCAGGGCGCACAGGAACAACAACGUCCCUAUACCGCAGAGGAUGUGGUCACCAUAUUGCGUUCCUCUGUGCGUCAUCGUCCGCCUCGCUUCAGCGCUGGCAUUGCCCACACGUUGCCACGUCCGCCCGCCAUGUCCACACAUCUGGAGGAUGCCUCGUUUCGUUCGAUUGAGAAUCUAGUGCUUAAUGCCGAGCCACCAGAUCAGACGCCUGGCGUGGGCGUCACACUGACGCAGCAGCGUGCGGGUCAAAGUAAUAAUAAUACAUCUGUGAUUUAAUGACUAAUAUCGUACACAUAUACUAAUACUACUGAGAGGAUCACAUAUCUGCUUUGCUUUCUAGACUUGAUUAGCACCUAGUUAUACACGAAUACUAUUUUGUAGCUCUCUAGAAUAUACUACUAUAACGAAUUAUAUAAUAUAUGUAU
Drosophila busckii is the source of this 4719-nucleotide messenger RNA. RefSeq lists its product as uncharacterized. The transcript has 8 exons. The coding region runs from base 524 to 4570 and encodes 1348 amino acids. Gene Ontology annotation, cellular component: membrane. The record is from RefSeq and is a predicted model, not a curated record. Gene Ontology annotation, biological process: sodium ion transmembrane transport. Lineage: Eukaryota; Metazoa; Arthropoda; Insecta; Diptera; Drosophilidae.